This is a messenger RNA of Culex pipiens pallens (northern house mosquito), 2983 nucleotides long. RefSeq names its product putative U5 small nuclear ribonucleoprotein 200 kDa helicase. NCBI's taxonomy places the organism in Eukaryota, Metazoa, Arthropoda, Insecta, Diptera, Culicidae. Bases 409 to 894 code for a protein of 161 amino acids. The record is from RefSeq and is a predicted model, not a curated record. The transcript has 2 exons.
GACACGACAAGCCACUCGCUUCCAAAAAGUGGGCACCAAAUCGGCUUACCCCUCCGCUUCCUUUGGAACUCGAAACGUCAAACCGGUCGAACUGACGUUUCCCUGAAAAAAAUGAUAAAAUCAGCAGCACUGCUACUUUGACAUUUAGAAAUGUCAUUUUUUGUUUGUUUUUCGCAACGUCGUCAAAUUCCUUCCCAACCUGGUUCUUUUACUCCGGAAUGGAAUUAUAUGGCCACGGUGGCCACUCAAACGAAUCUCGGAUGAUUACGCGUUGUUGGCCAAUUUAAGGAUAAGAUCACCGACUUUAGGACGGAUUCGGCUGUCGCUGCGGGAGCGGGCGUCGGAGUGACCGUACGGGUCGGAAGAGGAGAGCGACGAGGAACGUGAUGGACGAAGGAGAUCAACGGAAUGAUUCACGCGGAAAAUCUCGGCAGCAACGAGGAAGGCAAGAAGAUUAUUCUGUUCUGGACGAUGCUGGCUUCGUUGCAGAGCGUAAGUGAGAUUGAUAUUCGCGAAAAGGCCGAUCCGUUCCUGGCGAAGAUCUUGCACCAGCUGGACACGGGACAGCAAGAGUUGGAUGAUUACGAUGGUGAAAAGAGAUCCCAUCUGAUGGCAAACAAACGGUGCCAGUUGCCAAAAAGAAGUUUCUGCGAACAGCGCAAGGGUUACGAAAAAGUUUACGUGCCGGCGUUAAAGCCAAAACCCUCCGAAGAGGCAAUGGGACUGAUGGUCAUCGGUAAGCAGCUCAAGUACGUGCAACCCGUGUUCGCUGGCUUCAAAACGCUCAACAGAAUCGAAAGUCGCCUGUACAAGACGGCCCUCGAGAGCGAUGUAAAUCUGCUACUUUGCGCCUCAACUAGUGCCGGUAAAACGAACGCAGAUUUGCCACCAUGAUGCGCGAAAUCUUAAGCACAUCAACGACGACGGAACGAUCAACGUGGACGAGUUCAAGAUUAUCUAUAUCGCGCCGAUGCGAUCGCUCGUACAGGAAACAGUGGGUAACUUUGGCAAACGCAUCGCGACUCUGACGCGUGUCCAAGUUGACCGGACAUCAUCAGCUUAGUCGGGAACAGAUUGCCUCAACGCAGUUUGCUCGCCGGAAAAGUGGGACAUCAUCGGCAGAAAGCGCGGCGAAAAAAGUACACCAAGCUGUGUAGCAGCUUGACCUGCAGGGCAUGACGGAGGCUAGCACACCGGUCGUAGAGGUCUGCCAAAGAAACUGCGGGUAGAUUAUCCUGUGACUGACACUACGAGUAGACUGACGAUGGUCUACUCGACCAGCGAAGACGAGCGGGCUGCCCGUGCCCAAAAACGCGAUCAACGAUACCAGCAGUUGGACGAGAAAAAGAGAAGAUCAAAUAGCAGUCGGAGAAGCUGAAAGGACAGAUCAUGCUGCAGAAAAGUUGUAGCGAAGGCGAAACAACGGGAACCUACAGGUGGACGACGGAGUUUAAUAGGAAAUGGUGAUAACUGUGCGUUAAGAGGCGUUGUAGAAUGCAAUAAAAACUCCAGGGGUGGAGGGGGGGAUGUUUUCUUGACCAUGAUUCCGUUCAUAUGAUGUCCUCGGCGUACUGGUAGAGUGGUGGAACCGUUGUCGCGAUGACCCUUGCAGAACACGUGGUCGGGGAAUUUGACCAGAGCUUUUUACGGUCGGAAGUUGUCCCGCAUCUGAUGCGAUCACCCUAAAGCGGACAUUCUAGCAUCAUGACGCGCUGAUCGUAGCAUCCGGUGGGUUCGUCCUAGUAACCGCAAUCGAUUAGGCGUUCCAGCAGCGAAAUUCCGUGGUUUAUUUCGUCGAGGAAAUCGUACUGGAUAACCGGUAAAAGCUGUUUCGGGUCGCCUGCCAUUGUUCCGUCACUUUCGCGGCACCAAAGCUUGAGAAAGGGAACAGGUAGCUAAUCUUCUUGGCACUGCCACAGUCGUCUAAGAAAUUGUUACUUAAGUACCUGUUCCACCCAUAGAACCCACCCUAGAACUUGAACAACCGAGCGGCCGCGUUCGAAGUGGCAAUGGUUGUGGGCGGCCUCACUCAGCUGGAACUACUCAAAACUUGUUAUUCGGUUCUUCUCUUUCCCCAGAACCUUCUUGGGAUCCUUUUCGAUAAAGCUAUUCUUGAGCAGUUCUAUAACGUGAUACACCAACCCCGGAAGAAACCUUCGCGACAACUCGAUCUACUCUACCGUCGUUUUUCUCGGGAGCAUCAACUAAUCCCCCAUAAUCUAGACCAUUCCGGGAAAAAAGUUUUGCCAGCAAAGCCAGUUUUUCUGAAGCAAAUAUCCCGCGAAUUAUCCACGGCUUCCGACAGCUGACUCGCCACAAUCGUUCCCCUUCCUAGCUUCCAAGAGCCAGUCCCGAUAAAUGCCGUACAGAUUGUCGUGUUAAAUCUGGUUAAGCACCUGCAGCCGGUUACGCCAGCCUCAACGAACCGAUCCGCUUUUGAUAAGUUCUAGUUCCGGCAGCAGGAAGCUAGAAUUCUUAGGACAAAAAUGGAUAGUCCUUCGGAACGGUUCCGGAACUUCGUACGGCCUGAGCAGCUCCAACCGUUUUGGUACCUUGUCCUCCAGACAUUCUAAAAUCUCCUUGCAAGCCAAAUGGUCGCUGUUAAAAACGGAAGUGUUUCGGAAGAGGCCGUUAAAGUCAUCGGAGGGAUGCUUUUUGCGCUGUGCGUGUUAUUUGAAUAUAACAUAAUUUCCGUCGUCUUCGCGUCUUGGCCAGGGCACCGGCCAAUGCCGUAAUGAGACCAAAUUCCGGCGUUAGAAACGCCGGGAAAGAAUCUUGAACCUGCGAAUUUUCCAAAAAAAAUGAAUGAGGUUAUGACCAAUGUAAAUAUUUACAUUCAAACAGUGUUGCGAGUUGAUUUAAAUUUAAGCAAAACCCGAGGGGUCUUUCAAUUUACCGUGACUUUUGUCAAUCACGGUGAUUUCACGGGAUUCACGGUGGGACCUGUUUUAACUCAGAUUUUUGCACCGAGUGUCUUGUCGUG